Drosophila arizonae is the source of this 1797-nucleotide messenger RNA. It is a transcript of the gene Ir54a, whose product is annotated as Ionotropic receptor 54a. NCBI's taxonomy places the organism in Eukaryota, Metazoa, Arthropoda, Insecta, Diptera, Drosophilidae. The record is from RefSeq and is a predicted model, not a curated record.
AUGUCCAGGAUACACUCGUACAUAGUAUUACUCGUAUGCAUAACAUCGGGCUGCGCAGCUGAAGAGCUCAUCCGGCAGCUACUCUUGGAGUCGAGGUCUUCAUUGCUGCUGAUACGCUACGACUACUGCCCAGAGAGUUGGCUGCAGGAGCUGCUUGUGGCGCCUCAGGUGCCUAUCGUGAUGCAGUCGAUGCACGAUGCCACGCCUCCUAGCAAGGACUUCUCGAGGCUGAUGCAGCUAAUCUGUUUGCCCAGCGAGGAUUAUGAGCCGCUGCCGGCUUUACUUGGGAAUCUGCGUGGACCAAAGAGCAUCUUUUAUAUAGCUCCCUCUGCUUCAACAGGCAACAGCUCUGCCAAGCGGGUGCUCAACUCGCUCCUCAGGGAAUGCUAUAGGCAGAAAAUACUGAAUGUGGUUGCCCUGCUGGCCGAGAGUGCAGAUCGAGUCUACUAUCGCUAUCGUCCGUAUCCGCGCUUUGAGCUGGAGCAGCGCUCGAUGGAGCAGCGCCCCUUCUUUGCCAGCCCCCUGAAGAACAUGCAUGGCCAGCCGCUGAUCGUGGUGCCCGACCAGAAGCAUCCGCGCACCAUCGUCUACACGGACUGGCGCACGGGCCAGCAAGUGCUGGCCGGGUCGGUGGGUCGCUUUGUGCGCACCUUGGCCUGGAAGCUGAAUGCCACCAUUCAGUUCCCCAUAGAGAUCAAGCCGGGCGUGGUUAUGCAUUUCAAUGAGCUGGAGUCGCUGAUCGAGCAGUUCCAAGUGGAUGUGGCGGCGACGGUGGUGCAGCUCAUACGGCCCGAGCAGCUGCCCCUAAGCAGCUUCCCCUUCGAGCUGAGCCACAUCUGCUUGAUGAUUCCGCGGGCACAGCAGCUGCCCAUCAAGGACAUCUACCUCAUCCUGGCCAGUGGCCAGCACCUACUCAUCGGACUGGCCAUUGUCUACAGCUUUGGGCUUCUGCUCAGCCUGCACUGGUGGCUGACUGGCCAAGCUGCCAGCUUGGUCGACUUCCUGCUGAACGAUGUGGCGCUGCGUGGCCUGCUCGGCCAGUCCUUUGGCCAUUCCCCGCGCAGCAGCCCCUAUGCCAGCUGGAUCUACCUGAUGCUGGCUGUGCUGGGACUCAACCUGAGCUCGAUACACGAGGCAGCGCUCGGCACGCUGCUCACUCAUCCGCCCAAAUACUUUCAGCCCCGCAGCUUUGCUGAUAUCCAACGCGCUCAGCUGCCGCUGGUCAUCGAUGCGGGCAGCGCGGAGGGGGACUACGGGCUGGGCACCACGAAGCUGCGUGUGCUGGCCAUGAACAGCAGCGACUACAACAGCCACAGGGACAAGAUGAACAUGAGCCACGUCUACUUUGCCUCGCGGCUCAAGUGGACGCUGCUGAGCGAGCAGCAAAAGUAUUUUCCCCGCGAGGUUUUCCUCUACUCCCUGAACGCCUGCGUCAGGACACUCACCUACAUGGUCUUCCAGUUGCCCCCAAACACCUGGUUUCUGGAGCCGCUGACCCGGCUGAUUAUGGAUGUGCGCGACUUUGGCAUCUUCCAGCACUGGGUCGAUAUGCACUUCUAUGAUAUGGCCGCCGCGGGCUUGCUCUCCUUCAGUGAUCCCAUUCAGCGGGAGCCGCCGCGUCUCAAGCAGGCGUUGCGCUUGGAGGAUCUGCAAUGGAUUUGGGUGGCCUACGGAGCACUUUUGCUGCUCGCGACAGUCGUGUUGGCUCUGGAGAUUCUCAUCUUAGUCUCUAAUAUUUUUAUUCACUCAAAGAAUGCCUUCUCCGUUCAACUCAACCCGCUCUCCAACGUCCUAUAG